AUCAAACGCAGAGAGUGGAUGAAUGCUUGCUGGGGCAGACGAAGCUUGUUCGUGAGGCUCUCCGGAAAGAGCCGAAGCUAACUAACACAAUGACGUGAUCAACGAGCGCCGCCAGUUUGAUGCUUUUAGCUUCACAUUAAUAUGACGCAAAACUCUCACCAUUCCAACGAGAAGGACUCGAUGGUGGACUGAUCCUCAUCCCAGUCAUAAUAUAUAACUGCAACUGAGCCACACUCAAUACCAUCAAGUUUCUACUGCUAUAACCUGUAACAUUAGGGAAAGCCAGAGGACAACUACUAUUCUUGAUUUGAGGCCAGUUUAAAAAAAAACAAACAAAAAAAAAUACAGACCUAAGAACGUUCCCCACCACGUGGAUAAAAAGAGCAGAAGGGAAGAGGGGAUCAGUGUUUGAAGUGGUCUCUUGGGGAUGGGGUUAAAUUAUCAGAGGAGGACGUCAUGGUUCACAGCAACUCUGCUUCCCCAAUGAAAACAUCCCUUCCGCCUAAUGUAACAGAGGCUGCACCUCCUGAGAAAGCAGCAACUCCUCCAGUGCUGCCUCUUAGAGACACUUCUGAUGAGGACUCAUCUCAUAUUCCACCUAAACUCCUGGCCUCAGAUGUUACCUCCAUUUCAGAUGUCUCCCAGCCCAUUACUCAAUCGCAUGACAAAGCUGGGUCACCAGUUAUAACCCCUAAAAUAGCAUCUCAAAUUAACUCAAGCCCAACGUCAGACUGGUCUUCUACACAGACAACAACCCCCACUCAAGGUACAAUUAAUGGCCGCACAUCAGGCCGAAAGAGGACUCCCAAGACGUGUGACUGUUGCGGCCCCAAGAGAAGGGGGCAUGAUGUCAGAACUCCAGGCAGAGCGAGAGGGAGAGGAAAGGGACGAGGCAGAGGAAGAGGCACUGGAAGAAACAUCCAUGACACCCCACAACAGAAAAGCGGGGACAAGCUCAUGAGAAUAAUUGACUUUGACUUGACAGAGGAUGAGUUGGCGGAAGUGGAGGAUGAAAAUGACAUGCAUGAGGGUAUGAAGGUAUCAAAUCCACCGUCAGAGUCAAUAGCUCCUUCACGUGUCUGUGUUUCUUUACUGGAUGGGGAUGUCUUGGAAAGCGGUCAGAUAUGUUUCCCAGAAAUGACAAUGCCAGCUACGAAGCAAACGGUAAUUGGACUUAAACAAGGUGUUGAAAAUGCCGUUAUUGUCAAUUCUAAAAAUGCCCAAACCCUGUCAGUGUUGGUGUCGCAUGAGGAGCAUAUGAACUGUACAUUGGAUGCAUCACAGAUGGAAAAUGGAGAUUCAGUUAUUUUGUCUGAAACAGAACCUGAAAACGAGACACUUGAGGACAAAAGUAGCAUGAGUGAACCAAGAAAUGGAACACUUGGCUCAUCAGGAGAGUCAGCCUCCCCUUCAAAGCCAGGAAGUCCUCAGAACCACGACUCAGAGAUGCAUGUAGUACUCGAUUGUGACAGAACGGACCCAUUGUCUAUAGGUCUGUCACCUACUCUGUCCAAUGGGAAUGCCAUAUCACCCGCAGACCACAAUCCCAGGUCCACACCCAUGGAAACAGAUAGCGAAAAUCCAGCUAUUGUUUCUUCUCAUUUUCCUAUUUCAGUAUGCAGUACACAGUACUGCUGCGCACUAAGAGACCACAUGUUGUACUGUCACCCCGGAACUUGGGAGGAAGAGGAAAAGCCUAUUAAGAAUCUGUCAGAAGAAACAAAAGUACAAGAGAUGGAAGGAGACACACAAAGUGAUGAUAGCCUGGAGAGACUUAUUAAUCUGGUCCAUGAGUUUUUGGAGAGCUUCUACAUAAAAUAUGGCAGUUUCAUUCCCCUCAGUGAGACAGAUGUCCUUGAAUACCUGAAGAUGAACGGCAACUGCAACGACUUCAGCAACACGGGAUUAAAUAUCCAAAAGGAGAUGGCGCGCUAUAAGGCAGCACUAGCCUCUGCACCUGUUGCUGGCUUUAUGGUCAUGUAUAACAAGCAUACGUUGAGCCUGGAGGAUCUUGCCACGCUGGAGGAACAGAACUGGAUAAAUGACCAGAUUAUCAACACGUAUGGAGACUUGAUUAUGGAAGCAGCUCAGCAUAAUGUUCAUUUUUUCAAUAGUUUCUUCCACAAGCAGUUGGAUGCCAAGGGCUACGAAGGUGUAAAAAGAUGGACCAAAAAAGUGGAUUUGUUCUCCAAGUGGCUCCUGCUAAUUCCCAUCCACUUGGAAAUCCAUUGGUCUCUCGUCACUGUGAACAUGGCAACUAAGACCAUCAAUUACUUUGACAGCCAGGGCAUCGUCUUCCGACACACUGCAGAUAACAUAAUGAAGUACCUUCAGUCAGAAGCUCAAGAGAAGAAACAAACUAAUUUCCUGAAAGGUUGGAAGAUUGCGAUCAACAAGGGCAUUCCUCAGCAGAAAAAUGACAGUGACUGUGGUGUUUUUGUCCUUGAGUAUUGCCGAUGUCUCUCGGUGAAGAAACCUCUGCUCUUCAGUCAGGACGACAUGCCUCGCAUUCGCAAACGAAUCUAUAAGGAGCUGUGUGACCGACACCUCAACUCUUAAAUGAUUGAACAAUGGCCGCCUCAGAUCACAAGACUGCUUGCCUGUUUACAUGCAGGUCUGCAAGCUUGUCAGACAGAUCUUAUUUUACUGAACAUCUGUUACAUAAGGUUCACAAACAACUGGGCUAUCUGCUUUCCAAUGAGCAGCAGAUUUCUUUGUUGACUAGGAAAGAACUACUGACAUGGCCUCCUACUGAUGCUGGACUCCUAUGCUUCACGUUGCCUUUUUGCUUUUAGCAUGGCCAGUUGAUUUGAACUGGCCACUCUUGAGGACAGGCGGGAUGUCUUCCUUGGACACAUGCAGGCACUCAAACUGCUUCGACCAAAUAGAGUGGCCAUUUUAAACAUAAUGAUUCUUAAAGAGCGUGUUUUAUGCAGGACUUUGACAGCAGCACCUCAUAUGUUUGUGUUAUCAUAUGUUCGUGUUAUCUGACGAUGUAUAUCAAGAGAAAAAGUGUGAUUCAGUGGACCAACUGUUCACCUAAAACUUGAAGAUGUGAGUUGGCUUCUCUUUUUUGGACUGCUAAUAUUUGCACGGAUAUUGAAAAUUUCUACUUUGAAGAAUUUAGAAUAACAAGCGAAUGUACUACCUGUGUACUCUUGCUUUCUGCUCUGUGAUUUAGUAUCAUACAAGCUAAUGGCUCAUGUUAGUUAUGGCGCAAAACAAGGGUACAGAGUUGACUUUGUUUUGAGUAUCAGGUCUUUGUCCCGUGACACCAAAUCAUUUCUUCUUGAAAUUCCAUUUUUUUUCACCAUAUUAUGCUAUUAUUUACCAGAUUGUUUCGCUAUACUAGUUAAACCGUGAUUUGAAAAACAUUUAAGUGUGUCCAUCCAUUUGAACUAAUAUAUACUUUCUCAUGAUUGUUAGAUGUGCAAAUAAAGCUGCUGAUGUGAAGGCCACAGUUGUAGGUGUUAGCCAAGCAGACAUAUUGUAUUAGAAGACAUUUUGAUGCAGGUACAGAAAGACUUUCUUAGUUACCUGUUAUUGGAAAAAACAAGUGGACCGUUUAUUCGUUCCCAAGCGUCCUUUCCAUCUUGCGUUUGCUGUUGUAUCCCCUCGUGGAUUUAGACUUUAUAGUACUUUAACUACUGUAAAUGCUUGCUUUGGUUAAAUGCCACAAGGGAAUCUUUACUGUUUUUUUUUGUUUUAUUUUUUUUAAUCCAAGACUGCUGCCAACAUGAUGUUUUUCUCUUUGUAUUGCUCUUAUAUGUCUUUGAUAAGGUAACAUUGAGGCAACAACAUGCAGUGACUGGAUUGAUUGUUUUACCUGUACUUGAACUCAUAACAACCUAUAGUCCCCGAGUAUUUACCCUCCAGGUAAAUACUCAACCGUAGUUUGUGAAUUCUUUUUUUUUUUUUUUUUUUAACCAAUAUUUUAUCAGUCAUCUGACCUUAAAGACAAUUCUUUGUGUCUAUUAUCAUUUCGGUUUCUGUAUUGUGUUAAUGCUGAGUCAAGCUUUUACUAAAGGGCCCCUGGCCUGGUACUGGUCCGCGGCCCGGUGGCUGUAGUACAUUCACAGUAUUGAAAUGAUUGUAUCAUAUUAACUGGAUUGUAAUAGCUUUCAGAUGUUGCACACGCAGGCAUUCUUCGAUAUCCUGGCACUUUCUCCGGUCGGCCACAUUGUUUCCAAUCCUCAAUUCAUGUUUCCAAUUGUAAUUUUUAUGAGGGCCGUAAUUCUGAGCAUUCUUCUCAAGCCUUUUAUUUUACUGCACUACAAACUGCGACCAGGAGAGGUAGCUCUAUAUCAGGAUUUAGCAUUAGCUCUUUGAGAAGACUUGUUGUUUUCCCUAAAAGAACUCAUCCAGACCAGAGACACCUCAUGAUGUUUGUUCUCGACCUGUGGCUGCUGAACAAACUAGUACGCAAAGAAAUUAAAAAAUAUUGACAUCACUAUUUUUACAUCAACCUACAAAGUAGAUGACCUUUAAGAAUAUAGGUGUACAGGGGUUAUGAUAAUCAUAUAUUCCCAGAAUGUUUCAACAUCACAGAAGUGGGCUUAAACAGUGCAGAAGUUGAUGGCAUUCCCUGGGUUAGGGUUUAGGGUUUAGGGUUAGGGUUAGUCCAAGUCCACUGCUUCUAAACAGUAGUCUUGGAUCUAAACUAAAACGAGUAGUGCACGAAAAAAGUCAAGAGAACCAAAAUCUUUGUAUUAUUCUUUAUGGUAUGCAUAUUUAUAUUGUACACAGUUACUUAGCUAUGACUAAGAAACUAUCAUAUUUAAUUGGUUUAAGAAUAUGAUCGAAGCUCCUCCAUUAUACGCGGGUGAAGAAGCACACAUAAGAGCGAUAGCUAAAUGACUUUAUCUUACCCACCAAAUCAAAUUCAGCUCUGCACAGGCAGGUUUAAGGGCUGCUAAGCUCUUGUAUUUUAUUUCUUGAAAGUGUGGGUGGGUGGGGGUAUAAUAAGAUAAACACAUGGGGGAAUGGGAAAAAUGGUAAAUGUUGCACUUGAAAUUGCUACUGUCAUUUCUUUUCAUCCCUUUUGUCUCUUUUGGCCCAUUAAGUCUCUUCUGGUUGAUGCCAAGCAUCGGUUUUAGCUCAAUUGCCCCAUGUUGUGUUCUUGGUCUGAGUAUCAAAGAGUAGUAGUAGCAGUAGUUCGUACCAUAGGUUCGUCUUUAGACUAGCUAUAUGAUAGUCUGGCCUUUGCUGAGGGGGAGUCAGUUUCAAAUCUGUGGGAUUAGUUUUGUGUGUACUGGGAUUUAGGAAGGCGUGUGGUUUUCAUCUUGACUCUGCAACAGUAAUUCUCAAGAAUGUGUGGAGCCUAAACUGCAGCUAUUUUUCAGUGUCUGAACAUUGGUUGCCUUCAGUAUUUACAAAAGUGAGCAGCAAUCAGUCCAUUUUUUUUGUGACAGCGGCUCUGGUAAAACUUUGUUCUGUGACCUAGAUUAUUAUUUUUUUUUCGUGCUGAACGACAUCAUCCAAGUGGAAAUCACACAAAAGUAGAAUUGUUGCAUCUUGUCGUUGGAUGAUUAUUUUCUCCAGGUGUGUUUGAAAGACUGACUACCACCAUAUAUAAUACUGUCACAUGAGUCAUCCAGCUCCACUGCUCCUUGCUAGUCUAUUACAACGAACCCCAAUGAAAACACGAGAUCUUAUUGAAACUGAAUGUUCAGAGACCCAGAGUGAGAAAAUAAAAAAAUUAUUUGAGUUGGGUACAGACAGCAGCGGAGAAAAGGAUUAAGACAUUUUUGGACAAGUGGUAGUAGGCUACCCAGAAAAAUUGCAUGCCAAUGAACUCCUGUCUGUAGAUAUUGCCUGCAUAUAAUUUAUUAAUUGGUGCAUCUGUACUGGAAUUAUACUUUCUUUUUAUGACCAGUUUUUGAUGCAAUAAGCCUUAAACUUUUACAGUACUGAAGGUCUUGAGUCAUUACAGGGCAUCCUUCUCAUUUUAUUCCCUAUAAAUUACUAUUUCCCUCAUAGCCAUGUCAGAAUAAUCCCUAUUACAUGAACCAAGGACCUAUUAUGGAACUAUAGUGAGACCUUUGACUGUUACAAUCACAUCCAGACUAUCCUCACUGUUCAUAAGAAGGUUAAUAACCGUUCUCGUACGGCAUUUAAGGGACACAGAACUCAGAAUGAAGUAAUAAUUCCAUCUAGGCAUCAAUGAUUGGGAGAUUUUAAAAGUGCAAAAAAUUGUGGAAUUGAAACUGAGUCAGGGAGUUUGUCACAUAAUCUCUGUGCCUGCUUCUUCUGACUCACACAUGCUCUUCAUCCAGCUAGUGGUCUUACUCGUCCUCUUGUACUGCGUUUGUUUUGAAUGUCUGUUUUUGUUUUUUUACCUUUUUUCUGUGUUUAAGUUCCUACCGGGUUUGGAGCUCAGUCUGGUGCUCAGAUGUUGCCUGCUAUGUUUGAGCAUUUUGAAAAUACUAGGGAUAGGCAAAAUAAGUGAUUAGUUGAUUGAUUGGUUGUUGAGAACUAUUUUAAUUGUUUCCGGUUCAUUGCUGAUGAAUGCAUCUGGAAGAAAUUGAGGCAAAAAUGGUGCAAUAUUUAGCUGCAACUAGCUACUAAAUAAGUUUCAAUGAGCUUGAUCAACAUAACUUCAGUUCGGCCUUACAGCCAUACAGACCGACAAUAUGGUCCUACAAAGAUCCACAGCCACUUUCUGGCUAUGCAGUCUGAAACACUAUCAUGCAGAUGCACCCAUAUCCCCCGUGGGUGAGACAUAAUUAUGUCAAAACCAAAUGGUAAGCUGAGCUGCAUUCGGUUUUGCUGGACGGACUGAUUAGCAUUAGCUAACAGCGCUAACUUCUAUUAAUAGGCACAUGUUUGAUUGCUCAGUAAAGUUAGUGGUACCUUGUUUAAGUUCAAUUCAUUCAGUGACCAAACUUGUAACUCAAUUUACUUGUAUAUCAAUUACAUUUUCUCAAUUGAAAUUAAUUGAAAUUUCAUUAAUCGAUUCCAUAUUCCAAAAAGGGACACUUUUUGUUUUUGUUUUUUUAAUAGAUGAAAACUAUCACUGUACUAUAUGAAAACAAUAAAAGAAAACAAAGAAUUCAA
This is a messenger RNA of Phyllopteryx taeniolatus (common seadragon), 7056 nucleotides long. RefSeq names its product sentrin-specific protease 5-like. Gene Ontology annotation, cellular component: nucleus. The record is from RefSeq and is a predicted model, not a curated record. Lineage: Eukaryota; Metazoa; Chordata; Actinopteri; Syngnathiformes; Syngnathidae. Gene Ontology annotation, molecular function: deSUMOylase activity. The coding region runs from base 457 to 2559 and encodes 700 amino acids. Gene Ontology annotation, biological process: protein desumoylation. The transcript is spliced from 10 exons.